UUCAGAGCGAGGUGAGAUUGUACUUGCACCCCUUAUCCUUUAUCACAGUGUUAUCCUAGCGUUAUUCGAUAGUCCUUCUAAUAGCCAUGCGGGCAGGACAUCGUGAGUAUAACAUGAACCCAAGGGUGAGCAGAUAGCAGAUACACAAAAGUAAUCCAGGGCCCCUGAGAUGGCAAGGGAUGAGGUUGUUCCAUUCGUCACGCGCGUUACUGUCUGUGAUCGAACCUGUCGAGCAAUAGGUAUGGCAUGACCACAUGGGGAUAUGGCUUCACAAAGAUGUCGGUCAUAAACGGGCCUAGAUAGAUACAGUGAGCCCAAGAGGUGUCCUUCGCCCUUUUCGGUCUCGCUAGAGAGAGGGGAAUAGGUUCAUGCGGUAUGAGCGAUCAAAGAACAUUCUGCAUAUUCUUGGUCCGGGUCCAGGGCGCAACAGCGGGCACGUGGCCAGUAUACUGGCAUAUUGCGAGCCCGACGGAAAUGGAAGUGAAAUUCAAAAAUGCGUUCUGCAAUGACGUAGGCAACGAUGAGAUUGAUUUGGCAUCAACGGGGAGGACCAGACUAAUUAGCACUUGUAAUCCUCGGGAUUUUUAAAGUUGUAGUUGUAUCGAGUGAAGAUCCAUCUGCACACACACUGGCGCGUCCUACUGCACGUUGUCAACCCCGAGCGGCAUAGACUUUCAUCAGAGAUGGGGAUUAAUGCAGAUCAUGACUAUCUGUGGCCAUAGGACUCGGAAAGCGCCGUAUCCCGUCUGAUCUGCGAAGCUAAGCCGAGUACCGCCCAGUUAGUACUGUGGUAGGGGACUAUGUAGGAACCUUGGGUGCUACAGUUCUUUCAUUAGUUUUUUUUUUCCCCUUGACUCUCUACCACUUCUUUCUUUCCAAACCACGAGCACCUAACGAACAGCCAAAAAAACAGAGCGUUCUCCGCUUGUAUUUCACUAGAAUGUGUCGAAACGCCCUUCGAGACCACACUUGCUCAGCUAUAUCGUG
Molecule: messenger RNA, 987 nt
Organism: Cantharellus anzutake
Lineage: Eukaryota; Fungi; Basidiomycota; Agaricomycetes; Cantharellales; Hydnaceae
Exons: 1
Coding region: 376-588 (70 amino acids)
Source: RefSeq, a predicted model, not a curated record